GUAUUUGGAUGAUGAAGAGAUAUCAAUCUACAAAACCCCCUUUGUGGCUGAGAGAUAGAGAGCAGAAAAUAUGGCUUCUUCUUCUUCUUCACUGAGGCCUGCAAAUGGCGGUUUCCUACUCCAAAAACCAUCGUCUUCAUCUUUCUCCAAUAAUCGACACUCUGCAACAGCAAUCGGAUGGGGUUUGAGAAGAGAGAUUGAUUCAGGACUGGGCAUUCGUAGAAACAAAGGCGAAUCAUUUCGCGUAGCUGUAGCUAAUCCUAACGUUACGAUAGCAAGUGGAAAGUCAAGGAAAGAGGUGAUCAUGGUUGAUCCUGUUGAAGCCAAGCGCUUAGCCGCUAAACAAAUGGUAGCCAUUAAAGCAAAACAAUCAUUUAAGAGGAGACGACAAAUUGAAGCCAUUAACGGAGCAUGGGCUAUGCUUGGCCUUACAGCAGGCUUGGUCAUUGAAGGCCAAACUGGAAAUGGCAUCUUGGCGCAGUUGGCUGGAUACUGGGCAGCCGUGGUUGGUUUUUUUGUUAGAUAAUGCACUGGGAUCAGCCUGCAGGGCUCUACAUGAACCCAUCUGUUGCCAAAAGCUGUAACGUCUUCAAACCUUUUACACAUGAUUCUGUUUGCUUUCCGAAAACAUGUUCUUGUUAUUUAGUUAUCGACCAAACAAAAGCUGAAACACGGAUUUAAAAACUCUAUAGAUACUUGUUUAUCUUUGUUUAUGAUACAUGGAUGGAAACAUGAAUACGUUAGAAAUGUUUGUGAUAAUUCAUUGUG
Messenger RNA from Cynara cardunculus var. scolymus (artichoke), 768 nucleotides. RefSeq lists its product as uncharacterized. The transcript is spliced from 5 exons. Gene Ontology annotation, cellular component: chloroplast thylakoid membrane. Bases 71 to 526 code for a protein of 151 amino acids. The record is from RefSeq and is a predicted model, not a curated record. NCBI's taxonomy places the organism in Eukaryota, Viridiplantae, Streptophyta, Magnoliopsida, Asterales, Asteraceae.